UGUAACAGAAGAUGUUUAAAGUCUUCCACUCAAGGGAACUCUGUACUUUGCACUUUGGUUAAAUUCUCAUUUGAAUUUAAAUUUCUAAACUUUUCUUAGGACCUUAAGCUUCCUUUGAUCUCCUCUCUUCUGAAUUGCAGAAAUCAGAUAAAACUAUUGGUAAAAUGACCUCUCCUCACAUUACAGGAAAACCUAUAAAAAAGAUUGCUAUCUUUGGAGGAACUCAUGGGAAUGAGCUAACGGGAGUAUUUCUAGUUAAGCACUGGCUGGAGAAUGACGCUGAGAUUCAGAGAACAGGGCUGGAAGUAAAACCAUUUAUUACCAACCCAAGAGCAGUGAAGAAGUGUACCAGAUAUAUCGACUGUGAUCUGAAUCGUGUUUGUGACCUUGAAAAUCUUGGCAAAGAGAUGUCAGAGGAUUUGCCAUAUGAAGUGAAAAGGGCUCAAGAAAUAAAUCAUUUAUUUGGUCCAAAAAACAGUGAAGAUUCCUAUGACAUAAUUUUUGACCUUCACAACACAACUUCUAACAUGGGGUGCACCCUUAUUCUUGAAGAUUCCAGGAAUGACUUUUUAAUUCAGAUGUCUCAUUAUAUUAAGACUUCUUUGGAUCCAUUACCCUGCUAUGUUUAUCUCAUUGAGCAUCCUUCCCUGAAAUACACAACCAUUUCUUCCGUAGCCAAGUAUCCUGUUGGUAUAGAAGUUGGUCCCCAACCCCAGGGUGUUCUGAGAGCUGAUAUUUUGGAUCAAAUGAGAAAAAUGAUUAAACAUGCUCUUGAUUUUAUAUAUCAGUUCAAUGAAGGAAAAGAAUUUCCUCCCUGUGCUAUUGAGGUCUAUAAAGUAGUGGAGAAGGUUGAUUAUCCCAGGAAUGAAAGUGGAGAAAUAACUGCUGUUAUCCAUCCUAAUCUGCAGGAUCAAGACUGGAAACCAUUGCACCCUGGGGACCCCAUGUUUGUGACUCUUGAUGGAAAGACUAUCCUGUUGGGUGGAGACUGUACUGUGUACCCGGUGUUUGUGAAUGAGGCUGCUUAUUAUGAAAAGAAAGAAGCUUUCGCAAAGACAACAAAAGUCACUCUCAAUGCAAAAAGUAUUCGCUCUUCUUUCCACUAGAAAUCAGUGCUAGCUCACUUUUUGUGGGGAAUCUUGAAAACAGACCAGUCUGUACGCUCCUCAUGAACAGAGUUGUGCCUUAUUCAAGUUCAUGUUCAUAGCAUCUGACCCAGUCCCCAAGCAGUAGGCAUUCACACCAGUGUCUUAAAGAAAAGAAUAAAUUAAUGAAUGUCUUUUAAAGUUAUCAUAUUUUAUGUAGAUAGCUUCUUCAAAGAAGUAUGCUUCCUAUUUCUGCAUAGAUUUUUAUACAUUUACACUUUGAUAAUUUAAUAUUCUUUAAAACAGCUUUCACUUUCAAUGUAUAAAAGAUAUAGCUACUAUGUGCAAAGUUAUUAACUUGAACAUGGCAUUAAAUGUAUGUUUUCAAGUAAUGUUUAAGAGCCACUAAAAACUAAUGGUGCAGACUAUUUUUAAAUUUUUCAUGAUUGAGUUAAUGACACUAUAUUAAGUAUUCAGUCCAUGAACUAGCAAUAACUGUGAUAUCCAUAGUAGAUUUUAGCUGCUAUUCUUCAGAUGACAUGUUGAAGAGAAAUGAGGGCUGAUUAUAAAGGUGACAAAUACAUCUAGAAACACUGAUGUCUUACACUGGCCUUGAGAAGCUACCUGUCCUUCUCAGCAUGGACAAUUAGGAAGAGGCAAAUUCCUCUCAUCUGCUACUCCUGUUUUUGAAUGAACACUCACUCUUACUCCCAGCCAAAGUGUGAGGAGAUCUUUGGACUCCAGUAGCUGUCAGCUUAGGUGGUUAAGACUCAUAACAGAGGACAGAGGACACUAAUAGAAACACAACCUAAUCCAUGUCUAAUCAGAACCCUAAUCCAUGUCUCUGGUUUGCAAACACACCCUUUCAAGAAAUUCUCCCAUUUUUUUUUUAAAGCUGAAAUCCCUCACCUCCCAUGAUUCUUGUCUUCAAAGGACCUCUGGCAAAACACUGCCUCCCUCCCAGCCCCAUUCUCAAGGCCCUCCUCCUCCCUUCUUUUAGGUCAUAGCAGCCAAGGAAGGAAAAACUUUAUCCUAUGAUUUGAACCCCAAAGAAACAUGUUUAUGGCUUCAAAUGUUUUACCAAAAAUAUUAUAGGGGACUUACAUAGAUACAUAAAUGUUUUCAUUCUUCCAAGGCCAACUCCACUAAGCCAAUUUCACUCCAUAUUCAUUGUUUUAUAGAGCACAAUUAAAUGAUUUCUAAAUUUUGUACUAGAAAAAUCAUUGUGUACUUUGCCAAAAAUAUUUUCAUUAGAAUAAACUUCCCUUCGAAUGUUGUAGUAAAAA
Marmota monax (woodchuck) is the source of this 2371-nucleotide messenger RNA. RefSeq names its product aspartoacylase. NCBI's taxonomy places the organism in Eukaryota, Metazoa, Chordata, Mammalia, Rodentia, Sciuridae. The record is from RefSeq and is a predicted model, not a curated record. The transcript has 6 exons. Gene Ontology annotation, molecular function: hydrolase activity, acting on ester bonds; hydrolase activity, acting on carbon-nitrogen (but not peptide) bonds, in linear amides. The coding region runs from base 165 to 1106 and encodes 313 amino acids.